AUGACCUCCCAGCGAUGGAUGCUGGCAUUCUGCUUUUCACUGGCCUCAGUUUUAGACACAGGAGAGUCAGUCACAACAACAGAAAUUCAGAAAUACACUUGCAGGACAUUUGGCAGCGGGGUCAUCCAGCCCUUCAACGGUUCAAGUUUCUAUGUUCGGUCCAACUGCCCGUUCACCCUCACCCGCUUCACACACAACCGGGUGGAAUGUGAUAUCACCUUACGGCGAGGUGACAACGGGCUGCUGGACCAAGUCGAGAUCAUCAUCAACAAAGUCAAGACUGUUGUGCAGAGUGGAAGCAUCAUGGUGGAGAAGAAAAGUGUUUCCCUUCCAUAUGACCACACCUACCAGCAUAUCUUUCAGUACGGCAUCUACACCAGACUGAGGAGCUCGCUGCUUCCACUGUCUGUCACCUGGCACAGUGUCCCCUGGGGAAUAGACACUGUGUGGGUGGAGGUGGAGCAGGAGCUGAGCACUGGCAUGACCGGACUGUGUGGAAAACAGAACUUCCCAGGCAACAAGCAGCAGCUGAUUGAGGAGAGCGUGCUCGCCAAGGACACAUGUCAAAUCCGAGAUCCUGUUUCUGCUGUGAAUACAGAAUGCAGAAUGUUCUUUUCCUACACUUUGGAUUGUUUGCAAGCCAUGACGCCUCAUUAUAUCCAACUCUGUGAAGAGAACAUUUACAGCUACGAAAUGAGCAAAGACAUCAGCUGUGCUUUCUUCAAAGAGGUUGCCCAGCACUGUGGGAACAACAGCUAUGUCUGGAGGAUAUGGAGAGAUGUAACCACAUGUGUGAAGCCAAGUUGUCCAGGAGACCUGGUUUAUGUAGAACAGGGCGCAGCCUUUGCUCCCAGCUGCUCCAGCCAAAACCUCACAUUCUCCAACCAGGAACUCACUAGCUCCUGUGUCUGCCCAAAGAGUACGGUGCUUAAUGAUCAUGCGGAUGGCUUCCACUGUGUGAGUGUGUCCAGCUGCUCCUGUGUAUUUGCUGGCCAGACCUACUCAACUGGAGACAUUCGCAGCACCAAAUGUCAGUCAUGUGUGUGUGACAGUGGGAAAUGGCAAUGCUCUGAAAACUCCUGCCCACCCACAUGUCUCAUUGAAGGGCAGUUUGUAACAACAUUUGACGGCAAACAAUAUGCCGUCCCUGCCAAAUGCACAUAUUUGGCUUCUCUGGGUCUCAACUGGAUGAUAAUAAUCAAGUUUUCUGCAGAGGCACCCUUCCUGGAAAAAGUUUAUCUUGUACUUUUUCAGGAAAUAUAUGUAUUCACAGACAACAAGGUGAUGUUCCAUGGGGGGGAGAUCACUCAACUUCAUGAGUCUGAACAUGCUUUGGUUUUCUGGCAGUCCUCCAUGUACGUCCACGUCCACACAUCCUUUGGUAUGAAGAUGGAGGUCCAGAUGUUUCCUGAAAUCCAGCUGUACAUCAACCCACCCACAAACCACUCAGGCCUGAUCUCAGGUCUUUGUGGCAACAACAACAAUGACACUACAGACGACUACACCACCAGCAGCGGGAUCAUCGAGAACUCAGCUCAGCCUUUUGCUCAGUCCUGGAGUUCCGGUGCUUGUACGGGGAACAUGCCCAUCUGCAUUAACACUGACAAUGAAAUAUUUGCUGAUGAAAAGUGCUCCGUGUUGAACGACCCAGCUGGGAUAUUUGCUAAGUGCCACGGUCAUAUCCCAAGCGAUCACUACCACAUGGCUUGCAUCCUAAUAACUUGUAACUGUGUCAGCAGUCUGCAGCAGUGCCUGUGUGUUGCUCUGGGCAACUAUGCCAAAGCCUGUGCCAGUCUGGGUGUUGUAAUUGGUGACUGGAGGGCAGCCACCAACUGCACUUUGACAUGCCAGAAGAACCUUGAAUUCUCCUACAACAUGCAAGCCUGCAACCACACAUGCCGCUCCCUGUCUGGUCCUGACCCUCGCUGCGGGCUGGAUGAUGCUCCUGUGGAGGGCUGUGGCUGUCCAGAGGGAACUCACCUGAACCAAGGACGCACCUGUACCCCAAAAGCAGAGUGCCCUUGCCACUAUUAUGGCGGUACAACGCCCCCGGGUACUGUUGCUAUUGACGGACGAAGGUGCAUCUGUGAGAAUGGAGAGCUACAGUGUUCUGAAGAUUGUGGAUGCAGAAAUGGGAAGGUUUGUGUUCACUGCUCCGAGUACCCUGUUAGCACAUCUCAGAAAACCUGUGACAGCCUCAGCAAACCAAUGAGUGCAAGUAUGACCUGCAAGAGUGGCUGUUACUGCCCACAUGACCAGUACGAGGAUCACCGUGGCAACUGUGUUUCUCUGGACAACUGCACCUGUGUGUACAGCGGCAAAGUGUUCAGUGCAGGACAGCACGUCAAAACCAACUGUAAAACAUGUAUCUGUGGUCAGGGUCAGUGGCACUGCAGAGACGAGCCCUGCCCCGGGAAGUGUCAAGUUUACGGAAACGGACACUACCAGACCUUUGACUCCAAGUGGUACCGCUUUGAUGGACAGUGUCAGUACAUUCUUGUAGAGGAUGACUGUGGAAAGGGAAACGGCACCUUCUCUGUGAGAGUGGAGAGUGUGCCCUGCUGUGAUGAGGCGCUCACCUGCUCUCGCUCCAUCAUCCUCGACCUGCAGGGCGAGGUCACCCUGACGCUGAGUGACAUGAAGGUGACCAGACGUUACCAUGGCGGCUGGACUCUGCAGGAAGGUUCACUUUACUCCACACACACCGUGGGACUCUACAUCAUAAUCUCAGUACCAAGCAGAGGGAUAACUCUCAUCUGGGACAAACACACCCGCAUCACUAUAGAGCUGCAUGAAUACUGGAGGAACCGUGUGUGCGGCCUCUGUGGUAAUUUUGACUCCAAUGAGAUGAAUGACCUUCAGAUAAGUGGCUCAGCAGCCAACUCACACGAGGAACUGGUCUUGCUCGGUCUUGGUCUUUCACUGGAUAAAAAACAUCAGGUGGAUCCAGAUCCCUACUAUCAGGCCUGUGUGCAGGAGUCCUGCUCCUGUCAGUUUGAAGGGAAGUUCCUGGGCUUCUGCACAGCUGUUGCAGCCUACGCAGAGGCCUGCAGCGACAAGGAUGUGUGUGUAAAAUGGAGAACACCUGAUUUGUGUCCGGUCUACUGUGACUACUACAAUGAGCAAGGCCAGUGUAGCUGGCACUAUGAAGCCUGUGGUGAGAUGCUAACCUGCGGCAAAGACACCAGCACUCACAAGCUGGAAGGCUGCUACCCCAGAUGUUCAGAGGAGACGCCAUACUAUGAUGAAAAUACUGGUGAAUGCACCAAAUUGAGAAACUGCACCUGUUAUUUUAAUGACACUGUCAUUCAGCCUGGAGCAGUGGUGAUGAUACAGUCUAUUAAGUGCCACUGUGAAAAUGGAACAGUGAACUGUACACCUCCAGAACCUCCAGCCACCACUACACGUGCCACCACUCCUACAUCAAGCACUCCCACCACAACUGCCUCAACUACCACUGAAACAACUGUGCUUUACAACACCACUACACCACCAACUACAACUGCCUCAACUACAGCUGAAACAACUGUGCUUUACACCAACUCUACACCAACAGCUACAACUGCCUCAACCACCACUGAAACAACUGUGCUUUACACCACCUCUGCACCAACAACUGGCUUAACUACAGCCGAAACAUUGUCAGCAACGCCCCCCUCCACUCCUACAUCAACAGCUACAAAUGCCUCAACUACCACUGAAACAACUGUGCUUUAUACCACCACAACACCAACAACUACAACUGCCUCAACUACAGCUGAAACAACUGUGCUUUACACCAACUCUACACCAACAACAGCUGGCUUAAUUACAGCUGAAACAUUGUCAACAACACCCCCCUCCACUUCUACACCAACAGCUACAAAUGCCUCAACUACAGCUGAAACAACUGUGCUUUACACUACCUCUACACCAAUGACUACAGCUGCCUCAUCUACCACGGAAACAACUGUGCUUUACACCAACUCUACACCAACGACUACAAAUGCCUCAACUACAGCUGAAACUACUGUACUUUACACCAACUCUACACCAACAACAACUGGCUUAACUACAGCUGAAACAUUGUCAACAAUGCCCCCCUCCACUUCUACACCAACAACUUCAACUACCGCUGUAACCUCAGAAACCCUUACAGAAGUGACUAACGCAACAGAAAUCACCACCAGCUCACCCAUCACAUCAUCUACAACUAGAAUGAGCACCACUCCUUCGAUGUCAACUGCUGCCUCAACAGAGCUUACAAUGAUAACAAAUAGCACAACACCUCACUCAACAACCACUUUUGUAACCAAUGCUACAUCUGCUGAAACCUCAGGUCCGACUGAAGUAACUAUCACAGAAGCUCCCACUGAAACAUUUACCUCUUCUACGCACUCAACCACUCAGCAUACUGCUACCUCCCCAGAAACAGCAACGUCUCAUGAAGUGACAACUAAAUCUACGACGAUGCCACCAACAGCAAAGACCACAGAGGUUUCCACAAGUGAAGGAUUCACCAAUGCAACAUUUACCACUGAACUGACAACCGCUGAGGAAUCAGGCACCACAAUGACGACAGAAAAAACAUAUCACACUUACCACGCAGUAGUCACUGGCACAAUAGCGACAUCAGCAACUGUAACACGUAAACAGGACACGGAAUCAAGCUCCACAACUGAGGUGUGUAAGUGUACAGACCGUAUGAAGAAACAAAGCUGGGACUGCGGUGAGACGUGGAUGGAGGACUGCUUCCAUAAGAACUGUAUAGGGGGGAAGAUAGAGUUGACUCCAGUGGCUUGUCCAGAGCCUGCGAUUCCCAAUUGCCCCAGAAACCAGGUCACGAAAGUCUCAGACGGAUGCUGUGAAAGAUGGGAGUGUGACUGUCGCUGUGAUCUAUAUGGGGACCCCCAUUACAUCUCUUUCCAAGGUGUACCCUUUGAUUUCCUUGAUGAUUGCACCUACAUCCUGGUGGAGGAGAGGGCUCCACGUCAUCAUCUGAAAAUUGCUGUGGACAAUUUUUUCUGUGUGCCGGGCCUUGAAGGCUCCUGUGCUAAAGGCAUCAUCCUGAAAUAUCAGGACAGUAUAGCUACACUCAGCCUCAUUCCACAUUUGUAUACAGUACAGGCCACUCUGAACAAUGUGACCAUUGAGCCGCCAUAUGAGGAACAUGGGUGGACAUUCGAGACCACGGGGUACAUAGUGUCAAUCUACCUCCCGGAGAUCCGCUCUUAUGUCUCCCUAAGUCCGUCUUAUACCCUGGUGGUCAGUCUGGCUAUGGAGCACUUCCACAACAACACCCAGGGACAAUGUGGUGUAUGCGGUGUUGGGUCAUGUAUCCGUAAAGGAGGGCAGAUGGAGGAUGACAGCUGCUGUGAUAAGACAGCCUAUGACUGGGUGUACGCCAACCCACUGAAGCCUGCCUGUGCUUCUGUACCAAGGAACGUACCUUGUUACUCACCCACUACAGUACCCCCUAACACACCCACUUCCACCCCCUGCCCUGCGAGUGCACUAUGCGAGCUGCUACACCACCCAGUGUUUGCAAAUUGCAGCGUGAACCUGAACCUUACAAAGAGGAACUGUGAGUUUGAUUCAUGCAGGAAUGGUCCUUGCUCCUCACUAGAGCAAGCUGCUGAGGAAUGCAUGAAGGCUGGUGUCUGUAUUGACUGGAGAGGACUGACCAAUGGAAGCUGUACUGUGACAUGUCCAGAAGGAUUGGUUUACAGAGAAUGUCAUGACAAGGUGGAUGACGUCUGUUGUGGAGGAAUACCUCAUCAAGGGGCCUCGCUGGAGAACCGCAGGCCAGGCUGUUAUUGUCCCAGCGGCCACUACAGGGCAGGAAAUCACUCACACAUCUGUGUGUCUGACUGUUCCUAUUGUAAAGGACCACGUGGUGAGCCCAGACUGCCUGGUGAGGUGUGGCAGUCUGGCUGUGACCUGUGUACAUGUAACAACCAGACUCGCACAGAGGUGUGUGUUCCAAAACCUCCUAAUCCAGCGCCUCUCUGUGGCCCCAGUGCUGUUCUGGUAAACACUUCCUGCUGUGGUGAUCAGAUUUGUGUUGAGAAGACAUGCAGUUAUCAUAACAAAACAUACAGGGUGGGAGACAGAUGGAAGGAUGCCGCCCAUCCCUGCAUGACAUAUACCUGCAGCAAAGAGGGUAUUCAGACUGAGACUAGAGUCUGUCCCACACAAGACUGUCCAGAGGAGGACAGAAUUUGGGACAACCAACACUGCUGCUUUUCAUGUAACCAGAGCUGUGCACCAAGGCUAACCGGUAUCAAGUUUACCAUAGAGAACUGUACCACAGUCAUGCAGAUGCCUGUGUGUGAGGGUCAAUGUGUGUCUCAGCCCAGGGUGGUGUUACACGGUGACCUGCAGGUGGAGCAGAAGAGCAGAUGCUGUGCGGAGCGGAGCUCAGAGAGGAGACCGGUGACCCUGCUGUGCUUUGACCUCACCACCAGACACUACUUCUACAAGCAUAUCACCAGCUGUCACUGCACAACCUACAGGCAGGACUGGUUAAUUGUGGAUUAAAUGUAUGUGUAAUCAGAUUACAAAAAAAGUAAAUAUGAUCAUUCUGGAUUACAUUUGGAAAAAAGUGUAAUUAGACUAUAAUUACAUUGUCAAAGAUUACUUGAUUCUAUAUUUGAUAGUAUCUUUAUAAUAUGGCAACUUUAAAAUGAUGAAACUUUUUUCCUUGAUAAUCAGUCCUCUAUACAGCCUUCAAUUAAAAACAGCAGAAACAAACACGCACACAGAAGAAACAGCACCCACGUGUUGCAGAAUACUAAAAGUACAUCUGUAGUUCGUGACAGUACUGUUUCUGUAAGAGUAAUCUGAUUUGACAGCACAGACUGGAGCUAAGAUUUAAUCAUUUUGAAUGUAUCCUUUAGAUUUCCAGCAAAUGUAAUGAUUACUAACUGAAAAUCCCUCCCAUUCAACAUCUUUCUGGUCCUUAUUUAAAGUAAAUAUGUAAUCUCUUUUCUAUCAAACUGAAUAAAAAACAGUUAAUAAAUAAAUAAACUGAGUCAUUUAGUAA
Epinephelus lanceolatus (giant grouper) is the source of this 7024-nucleotide messenger RNA. The record is from RefSeq and is a predicted model, not a curated record. Lineage: Eukaryota; Metazoa; Chordata; Actinopteri; Perciformes; Serranidae.